UUUUUAAGGAGCUCCACACUUCACAGCCACAGCAACGCUGAUCCAGCACCCUCAGGUGACCUACACUGGCUAAAAAAGUUUCCACAGCGAGUCACACAGCAGCGAUACUCACAAUGGUGAGAGGUAGGAGAAGCAGGGAGCCCCCGAGGCAUCUGGCAGAUUUCUUCUUGACAGCUGAGGGCGGUGGGAAAGAUAAGCCAGCGCGCCAGACAUCGCGCUCCUCCAGCUGCAGCAGCUCCCCCUCGGCAUUUAUAGAGGAGGAAGAAGAUAAGAGAAAAGCAGCACCACUAGCAAAGCUGCAAGCUCCAGGCAGAGACACAGCCACAAAUGGGAGUAAAAGCACUAAACCUGCAAGGUCAAUGCAGAGAUCAAAAAGCCUCAAUAUAACACAGCAGGAGAUUCUGCAAGAGGAAGAAGAUGCAGCCUUCUCAGAUGCCUCAGAAUCUAGAACAAGGAUGGACAAUAACCAAUCUCCUUCAUAUGAGGUAGGAGCUUCCGCUUCUCCAUCGCCCCACACUAUGGGAGUAUUUGCCCAUAUACCCACUUCUAAUGACGUUAUCACGGUAGACUUGAUGAAAGAAAUGCUAAUGGCUUUAAAUGGCUCCAUCAAAGCUGAUAUUACACAAAUGUGCAAUGCUCUUUCCACAAACAUAGAAGAGCUGGGAGACAGGGUUAACCACAUUGAAAAUAAAAUGGCGGAAUAUGCAGGCGCACACAACACCCUGGUAGACGCACAUAACUCCCAAGAAGAUGACAUCACAGCUAUUAAAGCGAAACUCGCAGACCUAGAAGAUCGCUCUAGGCGAAACAAUGUAGAAUUUAGGGGGAUCCCUGAGACAGUGCCCCCAGGAGAACUCUCUAAAUAUCUACAAAAAGUGAUGCAAUCCCUGCUACCAGAAGCCUCACCUCUCGACCUCACUGUGGACAGAGCACACAGACUUCCAAAACCCAAAACCAUCCCAGAAAACAAGCCGAGAGACGUCCUCGCCCGUAUCCACUUCUACCAUAUCAAAGAAGAAAUUAUGUCUGCGGCGAGAAAACUGCAAUCUCUACCCGAACCAUAUGGGCACGUUAUCCUAUUCACCGACCUUUCACAAGCAACUAUACUGGAAAGAAAGAAAUUCUAUCCAAUAACUUCAUGCCUGAGAGAAAAUAAGAUUCCUUACAGAUGGGGCUUUCCUACUAAUUUAAUCCAACAAAAAGAAGGGACAACUCACAUCAUCCAAAACGUGGAUCAAGGGCAAAAAUUGCUCAAACAAUGGCAACUCAAUACCAUGGAUACAAUCACUACAAGAAAGAAGAAAGAACUCUCCACUAUACAAGAAGAAUGGAUCUCGAACCCUCAGAAGACCUGA
Messenger RNA from Bufo bufo (common toad), 1355 nucleotides. RefSeq lists its product as uncharacterized. Bases 114 to 1355 code for a protein of 413 amino acids. NCBI's taxonomy places the organism in Eukaryota, Metazoa, Chordata, Amphibia, Anura, Bufonidae. The record is from RefSeq and is a predicted model, not a curated record. Gene Ontology annotation, molecular function: single-stranded RNA binding. The transcript has 2 exons. Gene Ontology annotation, cellular component: ribonucleoprotein complex. Gene Ontology annotation, biological process: retrotransposition.